Messenger RNA from Rotaria socialis, 1707 nucleotides. NCBI's taxonomy places the organism in Eukaryota, Metazoa, Rotifera, Eurotatoria, Philodinida, Philodinidae. The record is from the annotation of a GenBank genome assembly.
AUGAUCGAUUCAUCAGAUACUAAUCGUCGAAAGGAGAUUAUACCAACACCAAAUCGACCGAUACUUAAACAACAACCCUUCAUUAGAAAUACAACUAAUGACGAAUUAGUGUCUAUAUCAGAACAUAAUUCUACUAUUCACACACUUCAAGAUGAUACACUUACUAAUAAUGAACCUUGUGCUAUUACAAAAGAAAUAACUUCCAAUACGAAAUCUGAUGACAUGAAUCGUCACACAGAUCGCCAAUCUCAACUAGAAAUGGUUGAUGAAACUCACGACUUCGACGCAUUUAUCAGUGAAAAUUUCGUCGUAUUUUCAGGAAAACAAAAUGUUCAUCGAUGGUUAGAUGAAACUGAACAAAAAUUUAAAGAAUUUAAAAUUUCUAGAAAUCUACGCUUCCAAGCAAUAACUCUUCUCAUCGAAGGAGAAGCAAAACGAAAGUACAUCAAGGUACGAAAAGAAAUUCAUUCUUUUGAUGACUUCUACGAAUUUUUACUUUUGCAUUUCGAUGCAGACGAAAAGUCAGUACUAAGUACUGAUAAUUCUAGAUUGAGACAUCAGCCGACUACCUUUCAUUCUACCACUUCUGUAAAUUUUGGUGCCACCAAUCUACUUGGUGAGUUACCUGAUAAGAAUCCUACGAGCAAUACUAGUGACUCUUCUACUUUCGUACUUGAUGAAACCAUCAAUGAUUUACGAAAAGCAAUCGUUAGUGAUUUAAUAAAAAAUCCAAAAAUAUUCAAAGGUGGUAAAGAUGACGUCAACAAAUGGAUUGAUGAUAUCGAACAUCUUUUAGAUGUUGCGCAUAUUCCGGAGAGUAGUCGUUUAGAUUUAAUUUCAUACUCGUUGCGAGGAGAUGCUCUUCAAUGGUUUAAAACCAGUAAGAGUAUGUUUACUUCAUGGAAAGUUUUUACCAGUGAAUUAAAACGUGCUUUCACUUCCUCAUUUCAUGAAGAAUUAGCGUUUAAAAAACUCGAAUCUUAUAACCAAGGUGAAAACCAAUCGAUUCGAAACUUUUUUAAUGAAAUAUUAAAACUAUGCAACGAAGCGGAUGCCACCAUGAGUGAAGCCACAAAAUUGAAGAAUCUGUUGAACAAAACCAAACCAACUAUUCAGUUUGAAGUCCGAAAGAAGAAACCGACAACUCCUACAGAAUUUCUUGAAUACGCUAAAGAUAUUGAAGAAUUAUUUCAACUUUCGAAUAUCAAUAAUGAAGAUAUGAAAACUUCUAACGAUGAAAAUCACAAAGAACCAUUACUACCUUCUUCAAGUACAGUACCUUUAUACAAUAAUACAUAUCGAAAUAUUUCAUCAACGACUCAAUCGUCCCCGAAGUAUCAUAAAUAUAAUAAUUACCAGAAUAGUAAUAAUACUUUCGUGAAUCCACACAGUCGUAAUAAUUAUCAACCACCAUCACGAAUACCCCCAUUUUCAUACAAUCAAUCCAGAAAUAUGAAUCAACAGUAUUCAUCAAAUCGUAAUAAUUCUUCAUUUAAUACCGCUAACAAUAAUCGAAUUCGACCACAGCCAAAUCAAAUGAAUUAUUCAAACAAUAAUCAAUCACGCUUACGGAGUGCGAAUACAGUGUUUUCACUGGAUCCUUCGAAUAAUGCUGAAGUAGAACCAGAAGAAUUUUCUAUUUCUUCUACACCCUGUAUAAGAUGUAAUCAAUUAGGCCACGAAUCCUCGUCGUGCCAAAAUUUCUAA